CUUUGUUUUAACACAUGCAGCCGGUGUUUGCAUUGAUUCCUGCAGGGAGGCUGUGAGGAUGCAGGGAAUACCCUCCUGUCCUCAUGCAAAUCAGCUCCGCGCGCGGCUCUUUGAUGCAGUUGCAUCAACAGGCUGAAUGCAGAUCUCGCGGUGGAGUUUGUCUUUCGGAAGCUCACAGCUGACUGUCGCGCGCGCGCGCUCCAAAUGUUUAAUUCAUCUGUCCGUGGCGCGUGCGAGCUGUCCCCUGCAUCCCGCGCGGACCUCACAAACAGCAGGAGCAUCGUCCAUGUGGGCGUCAUGCUGCGGGCUGCUGAACGAGGUGAUGGGCACCGGGACGGUGCGGGCACAACAGCCAGGGUUUGGAGCUGGGGCGGGACCCUUUCGCUUCGCCCCGAGCGCAGGGUACUCCACCUACCCCCCCACCAGCGCAGGGAGCGCCGGGCAGCUGUGCAAGGCCUGCGGACUCGCCUUCUCUGUGUUUAGACGCAAGCACAUCUGCUGUGAUUGUAAGAAGAGCUUCUGCGCUCUGUGCUCGGUGCUGCAGGAGAACCUGCGCUGCUGCACGACCUGCCACCUGCUCCGCGGCACAGCCUUCCAGCGCCCUCGCCUCAUGCAGCUCCGAGUGAAGGACCUGCGCCAGUACCUGCUGCUGCGCAACAUCCCCACCGACACCUGCAGGGAGAAGGAGGACCUGGUGGACCUGGUGCUGUGUCAUCAGAGGACGCGGGAGAGCCCCAGACCGGUGAUGGAGGAGGAGGAAGAGGAGGAGGAGGAGGAGUCGGACGAAGAGGAGGAGGACUCGCAUGAGGAGGAAGAGGAAGGGGGAGCUGACACAGACAGUCUGCACUCGCUCCCCCACUCGCACGCCGCCUCGCCCCCCUGCGCCACUCGCUCCGCCUCUGAACAGUCGGUCCUGUCCGUCUCUCAGGGGGACGCGCUCAGCCCGAGCGACAGCUCAGGGACCACCAGCCAGGAGCACGAGGAUACUCCGACCGCCUCUCUCCUGAACCUGGAGAACUCUGAAAACAUCUUAGAGGUCAGCCCAGCCACGCAGAGGAGGAUCAGAGCCUCGCUGUCGGACCUUGACAACGAGGAGGCGAUAGAGAACCUCUCCGUGCGCCAGCUGAAGGAGAUUCUGGCCAGGAACUUUGUCAAUUACUCUGGCUGCUGUGAAAAGUGGGAGCUGCUGGAGCGAGUGCAUCGCCUCUACAGGGAGAACGAGCAGAACAGGAAAUCCUUGGAAAACGUGAGCAUAACAGCAGUGGUUGCAUAUCCUCCACCUCUCUGCAACAGUGGAGUUGGAGAUGGUGUAAAAGCUCAGCUGGCGGCGGAUGAAAACCUGUGUCGCAUCUGCAUGGAUGCCAUCAUCGACUGUGUCUUACUAGAAUGCGGUCACAUGGUAACCUGCACCAAAUGUGGCAAAAGGAUGAGCGAGUGCCCCAUCUGCAGGCAGUAUGUAGUGCGAGCUGUGCAUGUCUUCAAGUCCUAGGACUCUCGGAGUGGCCCUCAGGCGUCAACCACGACCUGCUGUGCAUGGUGUCUCACAGCGUCCAGGCGUGAGCAGAUUUCCUGGUCUAUAGCAGCAGACUUUUUUGCCUCUGGCCUUUCACAGUCUCCCCCCUCUUAUCCAUAUCUCUGCUCUGAAACUCCUCCUUCAGUCAAGAGCAGAAACUCCUUCCAACGUCGCUCUCCGCUCUCUUGAAGGAGGUGGUUUUGUCCUAAAAACUAAUGUGAUUCCAGGGUUAGAGUCAAUAUGGUUUACACAGUCACGCGACAUGACACUGUGUUAUCUCCUUCAGUGUACUUUAGGAUGUGCAAUAUCAAAGAAGAAGAAAUGUACUUUUAGAAAAUGUCUUUCUGUCUGUCAAACACCACACGAGCUGAUCUUCUCACACAGGAGCGUGUUGGGUGCCAAACAUCGGCCGAUAGUGGGUGCAGUAUUUGAUUAAAACGUCACAGCAAGCGUUUCAUAACCGUGUGAAUAUUUAUUUUCCUUUUAAGUUUGGACAUAUUGGAAUUCCAGCAUGCUUGUGUAAACUUUUUUAACACUUGCUAUGUUUAAGAUUGUCCAUGUUUUCCUCCAUUUGGCUGGCAUUCUACGGAGCCCCCACAGUUCCAAAUAAUUGACUUUUAUUUAUUUUUUUCUUCCUUGUAAGCGCAAGAAAACUUGUUCCCCAAAUAUAAAUAUAUAGACAUAUUUUUUUGUAAAACUGAAAAUGAAAUUUUUGGUACUCUUGGGGCUCCGUACACUCAUGUUACUGUUCAAAUGUUGAUGGAAAAUGUUGUUUUUUAAGUUAGGUUGUCAGAAGUACUUUUUGAAUAGCUGGUUUGUAUCCAACCUUAUAUAAAAUGCCAUUGUUAUUCAAAACCCAUUAACCUUUUAGCAAACUUUGAGAUUAAGAUCAUUUGUCAAUUUAAAAAGAAUGAACUUUCAUCAAGCAAUAUCAUGUCAUUUUAGAGUCCACUGGGGUUUUUGAUUGUCCUUUCAUGUCAGAUCUAGAGCAGAUAACAGGUGCUACUUCCUUGUUUUAUUUUGUGUAACUGCAGUGUCGUUGAGGCAAUUUGCCGUGGAUCUGUCUCCCACGGCGAGAAGAAGAGGUAGCCAUAUUUACUGAAGCCUGUUAUGCAAAUGAAACACACGAAAUCCACUUCACUGGGAUGUUACUAAAAUAUCUGUUCUGUCGGCCUGUGUCACGUCCAAACAAACUGCGCAAUCUCAUAAAUCGCUUCUAUGGUUGUUUACUGAUAAGUUAUUAAAUGUAUAUUUUUUCAUUGACUUGGGAGACUCAUGAUUUCAAUUCUACUAAUGAUGAAGGUUUACAAAUAAAGCUAUACUGUUUCUGAAUGUA
This is a messenger RNA of Oryzias melastigma (Indian medaka), 2849 nucleotides long. RefSeq names its product ring finger protein 34b (gene rnf34b). The coding region runs from base 137 to 1489 and encodes 450 amino acids. Gene Ontology annotation, cellular component: plasma membrane; cytoplasm. Lineage: Eukaryota; Metazoa; Chordata; Actinopteri; Beloniformes; Adrianichthyidae. The transcript is spliced from 8 exons. Gene Ontology annotation, molecular function: ubiquitin protein ligase activity. The record is from RefSeq and is a predicted model, not a curated record. Gene Ontology annotation, biological process: negative regulation of extrinsic apoptotic signaling pathway via death domain receptors; proteasome-mediated ubiquitin-dependent protein catabolic process; protein K48-linked ubiquitination.